UACACAUAGCGCUUAUUUUAAAAUUUUGUCAAUAGAUUCAAAUCCGAUGUACUUAGGUUUGAAAGAUAUGUAUGUGUGUAUCUAAUUAUUUAUUACCUAUUGUUAGUACUGGAAAUCUAAUUUAUUACCUUUUUAAUAUUAAAUAAUUCUAGUUUUGUAUAUGCUUACAAAUAAAAAUAUAUAGUGUUUAUAUUUGUAGGGUAGUUGUAAAUAUUUUUAAGAUUUUUUUGUGAUAGGUAAAAGUGUUGUCCUAUUUAACCUCUUAUUUUUAAUUAUAAAUUAAAAUUUUCAAGAUCGGUCUGAAUACGCGACAAAAAAUCCCAUUUAUGAUUAAAAUCAGCUAAAAUGCGUAUACAUCCACGCAUAUUGACGUCGGCGAUAGCUUUUGCGAUUACUUGUGUUGUUUCCACGGCGGUAUAUUAUUACAAGAGUAGGAACACCGAAUUAAAUGAAGUGAUGGUGUUUUGUAAAUUACAAUACAACGCUUAUAACUAUUUCGAUAAGUUAAUUAGUUACAUAGAAGCCGCCAAGCAUAGUGUGAACGUCUGUAUGCCGGGAAUUCAUAACCCAGCCAUCCAGAGCCGGCUGGUCCAGUUAAUAAAGAGGAAGAAUAUUAUAGUGCGCAUCAUAAUAGACCAAGCUGGGUAUAAUGAUUCAACAGAGUUCCUUAUAAAGGAGCUUCUUAAUGCUGGCGCGAAAAUCAGAUAUAAAGUUAACGAUCACAUAUACAGAAUGCAACACAAGUUUUGCUUGGUAGAUGACGAGGUACUCAUGACUGGAACACUGAAUUGGGGUAAUGAGCGCACUUCCGACCAUUGGAACUAUGUAUACAUAACUAGUAAGAAGCAGUUAGUUGAUCCAGUUAGGAGCGGGUUCUAUGCAAUGUGGAACGAACAUUCAAGUGAUAUGAAUAUAGACACCCAAUCAUAUGAAAGUGAUUUAGAAACCGAAUUCUCCGAAGAUGAAUUAAACAGCGAACAUAUAGAAAAAAUUACUGAAAUGGAAAUAAUUAGAGAAAAUGAAUCAACUACCGUAUAUAUACGCUAAUAUGUUACUAGCUACAAUUGUGAAACUGAAAAUUUUCAAUUUAAACAUAUCCAAUUGAAAACUUUUUUAUUGUUUUUAUGUAAUAGACUUUAAAUUAUUGUUAAUAUUUAUAAAAUACCAUAAACACGUUUUUAAUAAUUAAUUGUUGCAAUGUAUUGCUCGGCAAAGCUGGCCUUUGCCUGCCUAAUUGUAUUUCCUAAUUUGCUAGCAUCUUUGCUAUCCAAUAUUAUUUCCCUUAGGAUGGAACUGCUUUUUAUAAAGAAAAGUAUUUCUUUAUUCUAUACUUAAUAUAUUCUUGUCUUUUUCCGUUGCUAUAAUGUCUAUUAUAAUCCUUAUUAUAAACUGUAUAUUUUUACGGUCAGCUUUGUACAUUUUAUUUUUAUAGUGAUAUUUUAGGUUUAUAAAAUUAAAUAAAACAAAGUAGUCUUGAA
Molecule: messenger RNA, 1478 nt
Organism: Galleria mellonella (greater wax moth)
Lineage: Eukaryota; Metazoa; Arthropoda; Insecta; Lepidoptera; Pyralidae
Product: mitochondrial cardiolipin hydrolase-like
Exons: 2
Coding region: 346-1047 (233 amino acids)
Biological process (GO): piRNA processing
Cellular component (GO): mitochondrion
Molecular function (GO): RNA endonuclease activity producing 5'-phosphomonoesters, hydrolytic mechanism
Source: RefSeq, a predicted model, not a curated record